Pomacea canaliculata is the source of this 16716-nucleotide messenger RNA. Its product is annotated as dynein heavy chain 6, axonemal-like. Gene Ontology annotation, cellular component: dynein complex. Gene Ontology annotation, biological process: microtubule-based movement. The record is from RefSeq and is a predicted model, not a curated record. Gene Ontology annotation, molecular function: dynein intermediate chain binding; ATP binding; minus-end-directed microtubule motor activity. NCBI's taxonomy places the organism in Eukaryota, Metazoa, Mollusca, Gastropoda, Architaenioglossa, Ampullariidae.
UGCUAAGGUAAAUCAAAAUGGCGACUGAAAGCACCUGUUUGACGAGAAAGGCCUUGAAAAAUUUAACUUAUCAACACUGAUGGGAUUAUCAUACCACCCUGGUGUCUUGGCAGAAAAUAGAUAAAGACAACAUGUCAAGAGGGGAGUCUAGAAUCAGUCACCUGAGUCAAAUCUCAGAGUCGACUGUCUUAAACCAGGAUUUUGCUGAACUUUCUGCUCUGGAACAAGAUUUUCUUGAUAAAGGUCAUUCACCUGUGGGGAAAAUUACUCAUUUCCAAAAUGGUUUGGAAUCUGUUAAAGAUUUCAGCACAUCAAAUGAUCACCUUGUCAGACGAGCAAACAGGGGAACUGCUGGAAUAAAUAUGGCUGAAAGACUUAAAGAAAGGUUGUAUUGUCGUCCAGAAAACUCUGAUGUUCUUCAUUACGUUCGCCAUCAGACAGCAAAAACAAUUGUUGCAGGAAGACCAGUGCAACUGGUUCCUCUUCAACGCCCACCAUCAGCCAAGCAGAAUAAACCACAGAUAGAUGCAAUUUGUACCACCAUUUGUAAGCGAGAUUUUUUGAAUCAUCAAAAGCAGCUGAAGGAACCAAAAGAUCAUUCUGGCUUUCAGAAGAUAUUGGGUAAGCAUGCUGAUAAGUCAGCAAGCAAAACUGUUACAAAAGAGCAGACAGUAGAUUCAUAUGUCCAGGAUGUUACUUUGGAAUCUCAUGCUGCAACAGAGAAAAAGACAGAGGUGAUUCAGACUUUGAAAGGAGUUGACUCUAAAGUCAGUGUUGCUAGCCUUUGUGGUGCUAGAAUUGUUGGUUCGGUGAGAGGUCCAAAUUUGUCUGACUCAGAGGAGUCUGAAGAAGAUGAUGGCGAUGAUCCUAAUGAGGACUUUCAAAAGGACAAAAACAAGCAGCAUGAUGGAUUAAUUCCUAUAAUAGCAAAGCGUCACCCAGAUGUAGAUAUUUGUGCAUGCAGAAGCACUUCAGAACAAAAGCAGAGUCUUUACAGAGCCCAGUCAGCACAGCCAUCUAAUCAUCCAUCUGUCAACACAAGUGGAUCAGCAAGACGUGUUCAUUCUGCAAAGCGAGCACAUUCAGGCCGUAUGGACAUGUCUAAAGUACUGUCAUACUUGAAAAAGAACAAAUAUGACGAUACAAUUCCAGAUAACGAUAGUGCAUAUGACAAUCUGUUGGACAUGAGAAAUCGACUUGGGUGGGACACAAACAUUCCACGCCAUGGGCCUGCCUGCAAGAAGGAGAUGUACAAGUUGUCUGACUUUUCAAAGGAUGAGAAGGAGGUACACCUAGUUAAAAAUGACGAUGGACAGUUUCUCUAUUGCCUGCCACGCAACCGGGAUAAUCCAAGAGGUCGAUAUGAACCUUAUGACCUUCAGGUUGUCUCUGCUAACACAGCACGUGCACAAUCUCUCUACUGGACAGUCAGUGCAUCCUACAUUACCUUGUGUGAUGAAAGAAAUGGUAAGGUAGACCAAAGCAGUGCUACUCCAGUAUUAUGGUGGUUAUGGGAGAGGCGCCUCUUUUACAUGGUGUACAACUUCCCAGUCUUUGUCAAGUUCAGGUUAUGGAAAGCAUUCAGUUUAUGGAGAUACUGCAUACGUCAUCAGAAAAACUCAGAAAAUCAGGCCCUGCUGUACAAGACCUUGUUUAUGGCCAAUGAGGUCCUGCAAGGAUGUAUAAUUCAUGUGCAAAGCUUGUGUGAAACUGCCAAAGGAACUAGUAAAGAUAGAGGUGCCAUUUUGUUAGUAGACCUUGAUUCAAGCAAAACACUAAGUCUUCAAGACUUCCAGAGAAAACAGGAGUUACAGUGUGACAUGGCAUUCCGUAUGAUGUCUGCUUUGCGGGAGAAGGUCAUUGAGCUGGUGUGGGAAUCAUGUGCUACUGUAGCAGAAAUGGAGGGUAUUACACAAGGCAUUCGAGGAGACAGUCCCCGUAAGGUGACCAUUCAGCCCUUGGCUGCAUGUAGCACAUCUCACCCUAAAGUGUUGAAGAAUGGGUCUGCAAGGGAUACAGACCAGAAAGAGAAGAAGAAGCUGAAGCCCCUGUAUGCAGAAAUUGCAGAAUGGCGGAAAAUUCUUGCUCGUUUAGCAUGCUUUCUGCGGGCUGUAGAUUACUCAUUGCAAGAGUUACUGAGGCACCUGGUGUUUUCUGCAGUUCAAAAAUUGCUUGACCACUUGAUGACCAGCUACCAGGCGCAUGAAGAGGAUGAUGAAAAUGAAAGAGAACAGGACAAUCGAUAUCAUUCAGACAUUACAUCUUCCAGAGAAAGCAGUCCAAAGAUCAAGUUAGAUCGAAGAUCAGAUUCUGCCUACAGCUAUGCACCAGAUACUCCAACUUUUAAGAGAUAUGACAAAAAAGAAGACACCACACAAAAGGGUUAUGUGAUCCCACAUUAUGACUUUAAUCAGAUUGAAAAAGUUGAAGGGCCUCCAGAUAUUGAUGAUGUGCUGGAAGAAAUCCGUCAACGUGAUAUUGUGGAAGAGAUCAUUUCUCCAGUGUUUUUUAUCAGCCUGGUACUGAAUGUUCCUACUCACUCAAAUGUUAACUCAUCAAAGUCUGCCAGAGACAUUUCACACAAAGAAUCAAAAGUGAAGUGGUCACUGCCCAACACAGCAUCAAAAGCUAAAGGUGUAACAUUUGAUGAAGCAACUGAAACAGAAUCUGAAUCGGAACAAGAGGAAGAGAGUGGCAGUGAUGAGGAAGACAUUCAGUCACUCUCAGAGGAAGAUGCUGAGCAAGCCAGCAACAAGGCAGCUACCAAGGAAAGACAGUAUGCUUAUCCCAGUGGCACAGUCAAGAGCCCUGGGAGACGCAAAGCAAGUCAUCACCAGACCAGGUCCUUUGUAUCUCUUUCUCCUUCACCACCUGAUUUCAGAGCCAGUGUUGGUUAUUUGGUUGGCCUCUUUGAGGACACUGUUUCAAAGUUUGUACCCAUGAUGAGGGAACCACGUCUGGAGGUAUUCUACACUCCACCAAAGCAUGAUCUGCGUCUUCAUUAUGACAAGGAGGAGGAAGAAGAACGUCGUGAGACUCGAAGACCAUGGCCUGACCUUGAACUUAUUCUGCACGAUGACCCUGCCUACCAACUCCUCUUGAGCAGUGUCCAGUCUCACAUGGACAUGGAGAUGGAGACUGUUGAACAGUACUCAAGUAAUUAUCACCAGUUUUGCCUGAUGGUGGACCAGUCAAGACACAUGAAAGUAGAUGAGUCAAUGGCCAGAAGUCCAUGGACAACUGAUGAUUUUAACCAGGUCCUUGCAGCCCACACAGAAAUGGUUCGACGGAUGAAAAAAAUGGUGAUGUCACGCAGAGUUGGUAUGAUUCAAGUGAAGGCAGAAGACUUUUGCGGUUCCUGUUUGCCCUACCCUCAAAAAGUUGUCAAAGAGGUCCAUGAGAAGCUGCCAGUCAUUGCCAAUAAGCGAAAUGAUGAUCUUCUCACAAUUAUCAAAGGAGCAUCAAAGCGUCUAGACAAGUUUCCAGACACCGUUGAAGAAUUUGUGGAGCACCUAUCAUUCCUUGGCAGAAUGUCAACAGAGUUACCUGCUCUUGAUAAAGAAUACAAUAUUGUCCACAAGUUGUUUACUAUUGCCAGAGACUAUAAUGUAGAAGUGCAGCCUGAAGAUUUGGCUCUCUACAAGACAUUGUCUCCUAGUUUCCAACAUCUUAAGUCCACCAUCCUCUACUGUGAAGCAAAGAAGGAUGAUAACAUUCGUAAGUUCUCUUCACAUCUGGACACGCUGAUCUACAACAUUCACAGCAAACUGAUGGAGCUAAAGAGUAGGGUGCAAGAUCCAGAUCUCUUGCAUACAGACACCAUGGCUGUUUCAGCCCUGGAAACAAUCCGCAACCUGCAGGAAGAAGUGCAGAGCCUGUCUGUCCGGGCUCGCAGCUAUGCCAGUUACCAAGAGCGCUUUGGCAGUUCCCUGUCCAAUACAAAGAAGAGUUACUAUGGAGAUUUGCUGAUGAUGGAUAAAAAGUCAGAUGCCAGUGCACAGGACAUCCAGAUGGAGCUGUCAGAAAUUGAGCGGGACUUAACUCUACGAGGCCUUUUGUGGCAGUCCUUGGUGGAGUGGGCUCACCUAGUUGAUGAAUGGACAGCCACUGCUUUUGAUUCUGUUAACGUAGAGUCCUUGCAGAAAAAUGUUAACAAGCUCACCCAAACUGUCUACAUGCUGGAAAAAGGUUUGCCUCACAACGAAGUUGUUCCAAGAUUGAAAGAAAAAGUCAUGGAUUUCAAGCAAGGCAUGCCAGUCAUCACCAGUCUGAGAAAUCCAUAUCUCCGGCAACGUCACUGGGAUGCUAUCCAGCGCACCAUUAACAAAGUCAUCAGUCGGGAGAAGAGCUUUACUCUUGGGAAUCUGCUGGAUAUGAAUAUUUUCAAGCACAAGGAAAAGAUCCAAGACAUCUCAACUACAGCAAGCAAUGAAGCAACACUUGAGCUUAUGCUUCAGAAGAUCAUCGACCUGUGGCAGACAACUGAUUUUAGGCUCGUACCUCAUGUGGGCCGAGACACACUUAUCAUCUAUGGUGCAGAUGAUAUCAUGGCACAGCUUGAGGAAAGCCAGGUCACCAUUGCCACUAUCAGGGGAUCACGCUAUGUGGGUCCUAUCAAGGCACAAGUAGAGGAGUGGGAACGCAAGUUGCAGGUGUUUGCUCGUACUCUGGAUGAGUGGUUGAACUGUCAGAGAAACUGGCUCUACCUGGAACAAAUAUUCAGCACACCUGAUAUUCAGAGACAACUACCCAAUGAGUACAAAAUGUUCUCCUCUGUGGACAAAUCAUGGAAAGACAUCAUGCGGCGAGUCGAAGAUAGACCAAAUGCAUUACGAUCUGCAAUUGCUCCAGGAACUUUAGACACCUUGCAACAAGCCAAUGCCAGCUUAGAGAAAAUACAUAAGUGUCUUGAGGAUUACCUGGAGACAAAGCGUUUUGUCUUCCCAAGAUUCUACUUCCUGAGCAAUGACGAACUGUUGGACAUACUUGCCCAGUCCAAAGAUCCCAAUGCUGUUCAGCCUCACCUGGGCAAGUGUUUUGGCAACAUUAAGCAGCUGGAGAUCCAACAGUUGCUACGACAACCUCCCACAGUCAUUUCUAUCAUGUCUGCUGAGCAAGAGGUCAUUACCAUGCCACGGAAUAUACGUGCUAGAGGCCCAGUAGAACAGUGGCUUGGAACUGUUGAAGCAGGCAUGUUUGAAACUGUCAAAAAACAUUUGAAGCUCGGGCUUGCAGACUGGACUGAUACCAAUCUUGUGAACUGGGUGCUGAAGCAUCCUGGCCAAGUCGUCCUUACUGUGACCCAGAUUCACUUCAACAAAGAUGUCCAGGCAGCCCUAGACCAGACUUCUACCCUCAUAGCAACAAGAGAUAACAUGGUGUCUCAGCUGAAUGAACUGGCAGGACUUGUAUUGUCUCCCUUGAUUGCUUUCCAGCGCCAGAGCAUAGAAGCUCUUCUGACCAUCACGGUGCACAAUCGGGACAUUAUGAACACACUUAUCAAACAACGUGUCAGCAAGCCUUCUGACUUUGAGUGGAAAAAGCAACUGCGCUAUGAAUGGGACGAGACCACCAACAACUGUCAAGUUCUGCAGUCCAAUGCAGCAUUCCAAUAUGGAUAUGAAUACCUGGGCUGUUCCCCUCGACUAGUUAUCACUCCUUUGACUGACAGGUGUUAUCUGACCUUGACAGGGGCUAUGAAUCUUCAUCUUGGAGGCUCACCUGCAGGACCUGCUGGCACAGGAAAGACAGAGACGGUGAAAGAUCUGGCCAAGGCAGUCGGAAAGCAGUGUGUCGUCUUCAACUGCUCAGAAGGCAUAGACUACAAGAUGCUAGGAAAAUUCUUCUCAGGGCUGGCACAAUCUGGAAGCUGGUGCUGCUUUGAUGAAUUCAACCGCAUUGACAUUGAGGUAUUAUCAGUGGUGGCUCAACAAAUUCUCACCAUUAAGACAGCCAAGGAUUCCAACUCACUACGGUUUAUGUUUGAGGGCCGAGAUAUCAAACUCAAUGCUACUUGUGCCUACUUCAUCACAAUGAACCCAACAUAUGCUGGAAGAGUCGAGCUGCCUGACAAUCUGAAGUCCCUGUUUCGAUCUGUGGCCAUGAUGGUUCCAGAUUAUGCCCUGAUUGCAGAGAUUAUGCUUUUUUCAGAAGGUUUUGUGACAGCAAAAUCCCUGUCACAAAAAAUUGUUAACCUUUAUCAGCUUGCCAGCAAGCAGUUGUCACAACAAGACCACUAUGACUUUGGCAUGAGGGCCAUUAAAUCAGUGCUUGUAAUGGCUGGACAUGGCAGAAGACAUGCACAGCUCAGGAAUGGUCAUACAGCCAAACAGCUAACAGAAGAGGAAGAGUCACAUGUCUUGAUUCACUCCCUUCGUGAUGCAAAUCUGCCCAAGUUUUUGGCAGAAGAUGUUCCACUGUUUGAGAGUAUUCUGGCAGAUCUGUUUCCUGGAGUUGUGCCACCUGAACAGGACUAUGGAAGUUUGGAGAAGGCAAUAUCCAUGGCUAUUCGAGACCAAGGCUUGCAGCACUGGUCCUCCCAGAUUGAAAAAGUAAGACAGUUACACAGCCAGAUACUGGUCAGGCAUGGGGUCAUGUUGGUUGGACCAACAGGUGGGGGAAAAACAACUGUUCGCAAUAUUCUCCAGAAAGCUCUCGUUCUGCUGCCAAUGCUGACUCCCCAGGAAGGUGUUAAAUCUGAACCAGAUGCCAGAAGACAUAGUGUCUUUUUUAAUCGUGGGAAGAAAGGACAUGUUGAAACAUUUGUAGUCAAUCCCAAAUGUGUCAAGUUAGGCGAACUAUAUGGUGAGACAGACCCUCACACGUUCGAAUGGUCAGAUGGCCUGAUUGCGGCAGCCACACGUCGUUUUUCCAAGGAAACUGCUAUUCUCACACCAUCCACUGAAGAUCCCAAGGCUGUUCGUCUUGCUUCAUCAGAAACACAUGCAUCUUCUUCUCACCUGGCUCAUAUGAACUCAGACAAAAUUUGGGAAAAUGAGACAGAGCGAAAAGAGCUCACAGAAGGACCUAUCACAGAUUGGCGAUGGAUUGUCUUGGAUGGGCCUGUAGACACACUGUGGGUAGAAAACCUCAACACUGUGUUAGACGACUCCAAGGUGCUUUGCCUUGCGAGUGGAGAGCGAAUUUCACUUUCUUCUGGAAUGCGGCUUCUCUUUGAAGUAGACAACCUGUCACAAGCAAGCCCUGCUACUAUCAGUCGCUGUGCUAUGGUCUACAUGGACCCUGUAGACUUGGGUUGGAGGCCAUUUGUGAAGACAUGGCUGAGUAAACUCCCACGGGACAUGCCAGAGAGUGGGAAAAAUCAUCUACAGACUUUAUUUUCACAUGCAAUAGAUAAAGGCCUGCGAUUCCUUCAGCAGCACUCUCGUUUCCUUUUCAUCCCCACACCUGAAAACAGCAUCAUUACGUGCCUUUGCAGCAUCCUAGGUGCCUACAUUGACUUUCUGAGCAGCCAUGGUGGAUUUGGAAACCCUGACAAAGAGGAUGGCCAGGGUCUGAACCCAGUAACUCCAGAUGAAAGCCACACCCAAGUAAAAGUUCUCAACUCCCCAAUAAAGGUUCCCAACUCCCAUCUGGACGUUCUUCUCAUAAUAAACGGCGGGGUGCCAAGCGUCAGGUUCGCACAAAAGAAGACGAAGAAAAUUGAGACCAAGAAAUACUUCCUCCAGAAACACCCAGGGCAGCUGUGUAAUCUGCUGGGUAAACUGUUUGUUUUCUCUUUUACCUGGAGUGUGGGUGGCAUCCUUCAUCGACAGGAAGAUGGUGACGAAGAUGAAGUGGUUUAUAGACACAAUGCAGAUGGGCACGAGAAGAAUAUUGAUAUCUGCCAUGAAUUUGACAAUUUUGUACGUGAAAUAUUUGAAGUUGAGCCACCCCUUGGUGUGCGACUCCCAGCAGGCAAUAAAAACAUCUUUAGCUACUUUAUAGACAUGGAGACAAGUAACUUUGUACUAUGGGAUGUUCUGGUGCCCUCCACAAAAUCUCUGAUUGAAAAAGGGGCAGUCAUCACAAUUGGUGAAACAAUGGGGCUUGCUAUGCAGCAUCAGAAGGGUCAGGAUCAUGAAGCAAAGAUUGUGCCAACUGUAGACAUUGUCAGGUUUUCCUUCUUAACAGGACUGCUGGUGCUGAAGAAACAUCCAGUUCUCCUGACAGGUGAUUCUGGAGUGGGAAAGACGGCCAUAAUUAACAAUAUGUUGAAAGAGAUGGAGAAAGAGAGUGGUACUACAUUCAAAUCUGGGACAGUCCUUGGGACAGUCUUCAAUUUUUCUGAAAAAAAGUCAGCUUUACUUGAAAACAUCAGCUCAUUGACACAGUUUGGACAGGAGAGUUCUGACCAUGUUGUGGAUCUUCUGCUGGGUUCAGACAAAUCACGAACAACCACAGGGAUCCUAAGUACUACAGUGCAGAUGAGUGCUCAGACCAGCUCACACAGACUUCAGUCUCAGAUUAAGCUGAAGCUUAUCAAGAAAGGUCGUGAUGCAUUGGGUGCUCCCAAAGGCAGAAAGGUGGUUGUCUUUGUGGAUGAUCUCAACAUGCCUGCACCAGAGAAAUUUGGUGCACAGCCUCCUCUUGAACUUUUGCGUCAAUUUCUUGAACUUGGUGGAUUUUAUGACACCAAGAAAUUAGUCUGGAAGGACAUUGUGGAUGUAAAUAUAGUAGCAGCUUGUGGACCUCCUGGAGGGGGGCGAAAUCCAAUUAGCCCUCGUUUGCUGAAGAACUUUUGCCUGCUGGCAUUGCCCCAGCCAUCCACUCGCUCACUGCAGCACAUCUAUCAGGUGCAGCUUGGGCGCUUCUUUCAGGAAGGAGAAUUUAUGCCAGAGGUACUGGAGUGUCUUUUCCCUCUUGUUUCUGCUGCCAUUGCCGUGUACUACCGCAUGGGGUCCACCAUGCUGCCAACACCCACAAAAUCUCACUACACAUUCAACAUCAGAGAUGUCUCCAAGGUCAUACAAGGCCUCAUGCAGGCUAAUGAAGCUGUAAUAGUUGGUAAGGAGAGUUGUGCCCAGAUUUUUGCCCAUGAAGCUACACGAGUAUUUCAUGAUCGUCUGGUUAGUUCUCAGGAUAGAAGGACUUUCUUCGAAAUUCUUUCAGAUAACCUGCAUGAUUAUUUCAAGGUCCGCUGGAGUGCAGAUAAACUGAUGAACGAGGCUGUUCUCUUUGGUGACUUCUUUGAGAUGGAUGAUGCUACUGAGCAAAGAAUUUACAGACCAAUGAUGGACCAAACCAAGCUUACUCGUGUACUGGAAGACAGCUACAUGCGGUACAACUAUGGUGAAAAGUCCAUCCAACUGGUGUUUUUCCGUGAUGCUGUGGAGCACGUGGUGAGAGCAGCACGUGUUUUUAGGCAGCCAGGUGGUCAUCUGCUACUUGUUGGUUUGGAUGGGACUGGGAAGUCAACAGUUGUGCAUCUGGCCAGCUACAUUGCUCAGUGUGAAAUAACGCGGCUGAAGCUGCAUAAACAUUAUGGCACAUCUGAAUUCCGUGAUGAUUUAAAGACACUUUUCAGACAGAGCGGAGUUAAGGGCAUCAACACUGUUUUUCUUCUUGCUGAUUCUGACAUUGUUAAAGAAUCCUUUCUGGAAGAUAUCAACUGCAUUCUAAACUCUGGUGAAGUGCCAGAUCUGUUUGACAAUGAAGAGCUUGAUGGCAUCACAAUGGACCUGAAGGCAUCUGCAACAGAGGCAGAUGUUCCUGACACACGCGAUGCUGUGUAUCAGUUUUUUAUUCAGCGUGUCCGCCAGCAUCUUCAUGUGACACUUACUAUGAGUCCUGCUGGUGACAAAUUCCGCCAGCGAUGUCGCAUGAAUCCUUCACUCAUCAAUUGCUGUACUAUUGACUGGUAUGAUGAGUGGUCCGAGGAAGCAAUGUUGAGUGUUGCUCAGGUACUUUUUGCCAGCACAGAGUUCAUUGCCAACCCGCAGCUUGACAUUGAGGAACUGAAAGAGUGUGUGGCUCAUAUCUGCGUGGCUGUCCAUAAAAGUGUGGCAGAGACCGGUCCUCGUUACUGGCAGGAAAUGAGGCGGCAUUAUUAUGUCACGCCCAGCAGCUACAUGGAACAGAUUAGGCUGUAUGCUCGCAUGCUGCGGGACAACAAGCGAGAAUUCGUCUCUAACAGAAAUAGACUACAAGUGGGACUGUCCACUUUGUCAGAAGCUAACAGAAUGGUGGGGGAGAUGCAGGAGGAACUUGUCUCCCUUGGACCAAUCAUUGUUGCCAAGGCAAAGGACACAGAAGUUCUCCUUGAGAAGCUUGAAAAGGACCAAGAAGCAGUGGAGCAAGUUCGGCAGAUUGUGGAAAAUGAAGAAGCAAUCAUGAAGCGAGAAACUGAGAUUGUCCAAAAUUAUGCUGAUGAAUGUCAGAAUGACUUAGCAUCAGUUCUGCCAGUCUUGCAACAAGCCAUAGCAUCUUUAGAGACUUUGGAUAAGGCCUCCAUUUCUGAAAUCAGGGUAUACAAAACACCACCAUCACUGGUGGAAACUGUGAUGUCUGCAGUAUGUGUGCUAUUUCAACGAAAACCUGACUGGCCAACUGCCACACAGAUGCUACGUGAUCCCAAUUUCCUGAAGAAGCUGUUGCAAUUUGACAAGAACAGUGUGCCAAGCAAGGUGUUUACUAAACUGAAAAAGUUCUCCUCUGUGGAAGACUUCAAGCCUGAUAUUGUAGGAAAGGUGUCUGUGGCAUGUCGCUCUUUGUGUGAAUGGGUUUUGGCUCUGGAGCACUAUAAUGAUGUGUACAAGAUGGUGAAGCCAAAACAGGCCAGGGUGGAAGAUGCAAGGGAAGCCUUAAGACUGGCACAAGAUAGCCUGGCCAAUAAACAGAACAGUCUUAAAAAGAUCCAGAAACAUCUGGGGCUCAUUCAGCAGCAGUAUCAAGACAGUGUCACUCAGCGAGAUGCGUUGAAGAAGCGUAUGGUUGUCACCUCACAGCGUCUUCAGCGAGCCUCAGUGCUUAUUUCAGCUUUGGAGGAUGAAAAGGGUCGCUGGUUGCAGUCAGUGGAUGUGUUAGAUGGAAAGCUUGAGGGACUUGUUGGUAAUACACUAGUUGGAGCUGCAGCAGUGGCAUACUUGGGGCCACUGACUUUAAAAUACAGGCAGGAGCUGGUGGAGAAGUGGGUCACCAUGUGUCGGGAAAACAAUGUGCCCAUCACACAGAAUUUCCACCUCACAAAUGUUAUGGCUGAUGCCAAUCAGAUUAUGAAGUGGUACAACUGUGGUUUACCAAGAGACAAGCACUCCACUGAGAAUGCAAUUUUUGUCAAAAGAGCAAGAAAAUGGCCACUGCUGAUAGAUCCACAGGCUCAGGGUGUAAGCUGGGUGAGACAGAUGGAGGGCCAGAGGCUAAAAACAGUGACUGCUACAGACCCAAACCUCAUGAGAACUCUUGAAACAGCUGUCAAGGUUGGAGACCCUGUGCUCAUAAAGGAAGUUGGGGAAGAACUGGAUCCAGCAUUGCGCCCCAUUGUAAUGCAGGAGACAGUCAGACGUGGAGGACAAGUAGUCAUGAAACUGGGAGACACAGAGAUUGAGUACAAUUCAAACUUCAGAUUGUACAUGGCAACUUCUAUGGCAAACCCUAACUUCCUGCCAGCCAUUUUCAUCCAGACCAACAUCAUCAACUUUACAGUGACCUUUGAUGGUCUGCAAGAGCAGCUGUUAUCAGUAGUUGUGAAGCAGGAAAGACCACAACUGGAAAGUCAGCGAGAGGAGCUGCUGGAGAGCAUAGCUAGUGACAGACAGCUGCUGCGUGACCUGGAGGAUAAAUCACUCAGCUUGCUGCAGAAAACAGAAGGUCAUAUACUGGAUGACCAGGAUCUUGUGGAUACACUGCAGCAGAGCAAAGGAAAAAAUCAAGAAAUUUAUACCCGUGUUCAACAGUCUGAGGAGACAGAGAGGAAAAUUGAUGCAGCACGAAAAAAAUAUCUUCCUGUUGCCCGGCGUGGUGCAGUCCUGUACUUUGUGCUGGCUGAACUUGCCAACAUAGAUGUGAUGUAUCAAUACUCCCUUGACUGGUUCCAACAAAUGUUUGCCUCCUGUAUUGCCAGCCCUGUAACCAACACUUUACAGGGCGAUGUUUCCAUGAUCUCUUCCACUUCUAGCACUUUUGCCACAGGCAUUUUGCAUCCGUCUUCAGCUCAUACCAUACAGUCAGCAGAAGACUUUGAGAAGGACACAUCCCUAGGUACCCACAGUCUUCCUAAUGAUGAUGAGGAACUGCAGAAACAUCUUCACGGCAUGAUAGAACGUCUUACUUUCAGCAUCUAUCGCAUUGUGUCAGUUGGACUUUUUUCCAGCCACCAGCUUACCUUCUCUUUUCUGCUUUGUGCUAGUAUCAUGCGAGCCAAUUCUCAGGGCACAGACAAUGUUAAAUCUAUGUUGACAACUGGCUCACGGAGAUCAAGUCAUGACAAAGACAAGGGAAGCAAACAUGAACAAAGAAAAAGUUCUUCUCCAUGGAAAGACCAGAGAGACAAUGCAAGUGAUGGGCAAGCCUCAGGCACUGAACAAAGCAGACAUUCCACUCCAGUUAGGAGUUCUCCUGGCGACCUGGAGGAAGACUUUGCUGAUGAAGGUGACACUGAAGGUUGCAUUGAGGACAUUGAGUGGAAUAUCUUUCUGCAAGGGAAUGUCAUGGUCACCCUGGCUGAUGAAGAUCUGCUACAGAAACACAAUGGGCUAACCCCUAUCGAACAGCUAGAAGCUGAGGCAAGUUCAGGGGAUCCAAAUUUCCAUAAACAAAAACGACCUCCAGAAUGGAUUGCAGAAUCUAACUGGAAACUGUGUCAACUUCUUAAUGCCACUUUACCCCAGUUUACUAGUCUGUGCCGGUCCCUCAUCACCUGUCAUCAGCAGUGGGAGAGCUUCAGAACGUCAGAGGAUUGUUUCCUUCUUAUGGAAGUCCCAUUUUGUCUGGCAGAGGAAACAGGAGGAAGUCCUGAACAUGGGAAUGUGAUAGCAUUCGACUGGCACUUAUUGUCAAGAUUUCAGAAGCUGCUUUUGAUCCGUGUAUUGCGCAGUGAUGCUCUUGUGGCAUCCAUGGUUAGUUUUGUGCAGGAACAACUGGGUGAAAAGUAUCUUUCCACUGGUACAUUUGACCUCAAAGAAAUCUAUGAGGGGUCCACAUCAAAGUCUCCACUAAUUUUCAUCUUGUCACCAGGAUGUGACCCUGCAUCACAAUUGUUGAGGUUUGCUAAGGAGCUGCGAGGAAGUUCACUUCACCUUGACAUGAUUUCACUGGGGCGUGGCCAGGGUCCACGUGCAGAAGAGCUUAUUAAUAAGGCCCAGGUGCUCAAAGGUCGUUGGGUCUUUCUUCAAAACUGCCAUCUUGCAGCAUCAUGGAUGCCUCGUCUCCAAAACAUAGUGGAAAAUUUCAAUCGCGCAACAACAGAUGAAGUUGACCCUCAGUUUCGAUUGUGGCUUAGUUCUCGGCCAGACUCAUCAUUUCCUGUGUCAAUUCUACAGACAGGCAUUAAGAUGACUGUAGAAUCUCCAAAAGGACUUAAAGCCAACAUGCUCAAGAUAUUUGGUAGCUCUGGGACAGGGAUUAUAACAGAGCACAUGUAUGAAGAAUGGGUUAAGAAACCUAACUGGCACACACUGCUAUAUGGCCUCUGCCUUUUCAAUGCUGUUAUCCAUGAACGCAAGAAGUUUGGACGUCUUGGAUGGAACAUUCCAUAUGAGUUUAAUGAUUCUGAUCUAGAGGUUGCCAUACUGAAGCUGCAAAUGCUGUUGGAGAGCCAGGAAGAUGUACCAUGGCAAGCCUUGCUGUAUCUCACUGGAGAAGUCUGCUAUGGGGGCCGUGUAACAGAUGAUUGGGACCGCCGAUGUCUUCUUAACCUUUUAAAUAAGUUUUACUGUCCAGAAUCACUUCUUCCAGGCUACUCUUACUCCUCCGGUCAAAUGUAUCAGCCAGUCCCAGACUCACUGCCAUUUAGCAUGGUGCUGUCAUUUGUGGAAGAACUACCAGUAGUCGAUGCCCCUGACAUUUUUGGCAUGACAGAAAUUUCUGAGAAGGCAUGCCGUGAGCUGCAAGCCUUUGAAAUCAUUCACACACUGGUGGAUGUUCAGCCUCGAGUAUCACAUGGCUCAUCUGGGUCUCAGAAGACUGAUGAUGAGGUUGUUCUGGAGCUGGCUUCUGGCAUAUUGGAACAAGUGCCACAGACUGUAGAGGCCAUUCAAGUGGAGACUGUGGCAAGUGGUACAUCUCAGCAGAAACAAAUGCAUCUUAGUGUGAAGGGGCUAGUCAAUCGUGACAUUAACACCAAGGGGCUUGAUAAGGACAAAGUUAAUGCACUGUACACAGCAGCACAGAAUAUUCUAGAUGGCUCAGCCUUGAUCACAGUACUGCGCCAGGAGAUGGACCGCUUCAAUAAUUUACUGCAUGUCAUUCAUACUACACUGCGCUUACUCUGCCUGGCCAUCAAGGGAGAGAUCAUCAUGUCGGACCAACUGGAAGAGACUUAUAAGUCGAUUCUUAAGCAAGAAGUACCACCACAGUGGAGUGCCGUAUCCUAUGAGUCUAACAAGCCACUUGGAACAUGGGUGAAGGAUCUAGAAUGUCGUGUCGAUUUCUUUUCCACAUGGGCUGAGAUUUUAUGUAAGACUAUAGAGCAACAGUUUCGGCAAGCAACUCAGCAGACUGGCCAGCAAGACAUUGAUAUGAGUGACCCCAUUCGUAUCCAACCCAACAGCUUCUGGCUGUCUGCAUUCUUUUUUCCUCAAGGAUUUUUGACAGCAGUUCUGCAGAACCAUGCUCGAAAAGUGGGGAUCUCUAUUGACUCUCUGGAAUUCAACUUUCAUGUGAAGAAGCCUCAUCUUGAAAUUCAAGAACUUAAACGCAAAAACAUUUAUUUGGUAAUCCAUGAUGCAGCCUUUGGUCGAAGUAGUCCUCCAGAAGAUGGAGUUUUGGUGUUUGGGUUAUAUCUUGAUGGAGCCAAUUGGAACCCAGAGCUGCAUUGUCUACAAGACCAACAGACAGAUCAUCGCUUCUGUGCCAUGCCAGAGAUCCACUUUGAGCCAGUGGCAGUGCGUGUCACACCGGAUACCAGUGCAGUGAGGGAUGAUACUGAAGCGUCAACCACUGAGAUAUCAUCUGUGUUUACAUAUGAGUGCCCUCUGUACCGCACCCCAGCUAGAGCAGGUACACUGUCUUCUACAGGACUGUCCACAAAUUUUGUAACAGCUGUCAACAUACCUUCAGCACAGCCACCUGACUUUUGGAUACUCAGAGGAGUUGCUAUGAUGUGUCAGAUAGAUGAAUGAAACUGUGGUAUUCUAUAUAAAAAUUACAGGAGGUCAACAAAAAUUAAAAAUCAUUUCCAGCUAUAGACAAGAUUUAGGAAAAAAAUUAGUGUAAAUAAUGUUUUUUUAUUUAUCUGUGAACUGCAUUAUGCAUGCACACAUAUCUGAUUGCAAACAUGUAUGAUACUGUUCUGUUAUGUUCAUGCUGUCAUAGGAUGAAAUGUGUGCAAACACAAUGUACAUGAGCUAGAAAGGGAGAGUCAUUAUUCAGCCAGUGAGUAAAUAUAUAUCUCACAGAUCGAGGUCAAAAGAAUGAUCUUUACAAGCUGUACUACUUAACUGAAAAAUGGGACUCAUCUUUAAUCUUGCCUUUGGAUGAAGUAUUUCUGUGAUACUUUGUUUCCCAAAAUGGAAAUAGCAUGCCAUUAGCUCUGGAGAAUAAGAUAUGAAUUUUGGUUCCUUAAUAUUUUUUAGGAUAAAGUGAAUCUUAUUAAAUGUUAUUAAUGACUUGAAGUAAAACUGUGGUUCUUCCCAGUUUCCUACAUAGUGCCAGUAAACUGUUUUGUUUUUAAUUUUUUUUUUACCCUGUUGGGUGAAGGGCAUAAAAAGACUGCUAUGACGGCUCACUAUAUUUAGCUUGUUGUGCAAAAAAUAUAUCAUUGCCCAAUAGCACAAGUAUUCCUUUCUUCAGAGAAUGUCAGUAAUUUUUAGUUUGAGUGUUAAAGAGUCAAGGAUAGAAAAGGUUGUACCACAGAAUUCUGAACCAGGUAUGUUUGUGUCAUGGAAGGUUUUGUAUGUGUGUGUUUGUAUUAGAACAUGCAGUGCAAGGCUUACCCAUAUUUCAUCUUUAUUUGUUUAAUCUGUUUCAAUUAUUUUCAUAGCACUUCAUUUCAAAUGUUUUGGUGAUCCAGUCUUUAGGUCAGAUGAUGAGCCUAUCAACUUUUUACCAAAAUCAGUCAUUAUAUUUAAAUUAUCACUUGCAUGGUGUAUAUGAAAUGCUAAAACAGGCUUUAAAUAAUCUAACACAUAUAAUCAUAACUAACACAUAAUUUAGGUUCUCAAAACCAAGAAUUGUGAGAAAAAGAUCUAUGCUAUAUUGGUCUUGGUCAGCUGUGAUAGUAAUCUUACUUUUUCUUGAUUUCCUUGACUGUUUAUGUCCUUAAAUCUUUAUCCAUCAUUACCUGCAUACUGCUGAUAUACAAUCCUCAAACUGUGAUAUGCUAUACAAAUUGUUGUGAACUAUUUUUGUUGUGGAUGUGUACAUCCACAAACGCACACAAAUCAUUUCUACCUGCAUUACUUGAAAAGAUAAAAUGCACUAAAUUUAUCUGUGUGUGUGCAUGCACAUGCAAGCAAUUUUUAACAGAGAGCCAAUUAUAUAUUUUGCAUCUGUUUAUAGUUGUAAUUAUCUCAAUUUCUACUAUUUGUUAUUAGAAGUUGAUAAACAUGUGUGAAUAAA